AUGGAUAUUGUAAUUACUGUUAGGCUACUUCAAAGUCUGCUGUACUCACGAAUAAAUACAUUUCAUACAUACAUACACACACACAUAUAUAUAUAUAUAUAUAUAUAUAUACCGAUUUGUAUUAGUAUUAUCCAAAAUAUACAGAUGUCAGAGUCUAAGAAACAAUAUUUUCCCGAUACAACAUCAAAGUAUUAUCAACAAGCAUUAGAAGAUUAUGAUGGAGUUUUAGAAGAUACAGAUCCAGAAGAAUGGGAUAAGAGGAUACAAUCAACAGGCUGUUAUGUCGAGAAUAUGGCUUUGCAACUCUGUCAUGCUGAAACAGGAGAUUGGAGACAAUGCUUAAAAGAAAUGGAAAUGUUUAGAAAGUGUUGGGAUUCAAAAGGUAAUAAUGAGAGAACUCAUACUGUUGAUAAAUAA
This is a messenger RNA of Arxiozyma heterogenica, 417 nucleotides long. RefSeq names its product Coa4p (gene COA4). The transcript has a single exon. The record is from RefSeq and is a predicted model, not a curated record. The coding region runs from base 1 to 417 and encodes 138 amino acids. Gene Ontology annotation, cellular component: mitochondrial intermembrane space. Gene Ontology annotation, biological process: mitochondrial respiratory chain complex IV assembly. Lineage: Eukaryota; Fungi; Ascomycota; Saccharomycetes; Saccharomycetales; Saccharomycetaceae.